AUGAGAAUUUUGGCUUACAGAAUAUUACUGGUGAUAAUAUCCCUCUCUCUCCUUUUCGCACCAACUUUGGCAACUUCAUCCACCGACAAUCCAUCUCCUGCUGCAUCCAUGGCUACUAGUACUUCUACUGGUUCUGCAAGUACGACCAAGUCGCCAUCAGCGGGUCUCGCCAAUCCAAGUACCACAACAACCAGUACUGCAUCAUCCACGGCCACAGUGAUGGCCCACGAGAUACCAAAAACAGAAGAAAACUCUCCAACCCAAAAACAAAAGAAAAAGAAGACAAAAUCGGCAACCACGAAAUCAUCCAUGGAAACUGCUAGUAUUGCAAAACCAUCCAAAACAACAACCUCACUCUCUGGCAGCAAAGCCAUGUUCAUUAAACGGGUCCAAAGUGAAUGGAAAGAUGCUGUGGAAAUGGGAAUUGCCUACGAUUGGGUGCAGGCAAAACCUGUCAAAAACAAGAGUGCCAAAAAGAAGAAGAAGAAACCAAAAGUGGCAUUUGUGGUGACAACACAAGAAGAAACAGCAACACUCGAACGCGAAAACAGUACGGUGGAUCCAUCCAACUCCACUAUCACUACAUCACAACAAUACAUGUGCAUCGGCCCACUGGGCAAAAAUCUAUUUGUCUGGCACUUUUCCUUUUUGGGGUUGGAAGGAUCCGACUUUGAAGGUGGCAUCUAUCACGGACGAAUCGAAUUGCCCACACAGUAUCCCAUGGUCCCACCACGGGUCCAAGUCUGGACUCCUUCCGGACGUUUCGUACCACGGGCCAACAUUUGUCUUUCGGCGUCCUCGUUUCAUCCCGAAACUUGGAAUCCCGCCGCCUACAAUAUGCGCACCAUUAUCGAAUCGUUACGGUUGCACAUGCUGACAUUGGCCAUGGAAAUUGGAGGGACCAAUGCCAAACCUCGUACGCGACGGGAAUUGGCACGCUCCAGUCGACAAUGGAAGGAACACGUGCUGGAUAAAAAGUCGUAUCAGUAUUCUUUGGUGGAUCACGAGAAACUCGUCCUGCAAGGAGUGUUUCCCGAAUGGACACCACCGUCAUUAUUAACGGAAAACAACGAUAAUGCCACCGACAACAAUACCCCAGAGACAACAGCAAUACACAGUGACACUGAUGAUAGUGAUACGAGUACUAUACAAAGCAGCAGCACAAUGGAGAAAACAGUCCAAAAGAAAAAGAAAAGAAAGAAGAAAAAGACACAAAAGCGUUCACAUGGCACGGGAGUAAAGCGGAAAGAGGAACCUGGAUUGUUGACGCGAUGCGCGAGGAUCUUGUUCAGUCGGGACUUGUUGGCAGCACUGCUUGUUCUAGUUGUGUACUACGCCAUCUUCAGUCCCGAACGAUACGCAAUCUAG
Molecule: messenger RNA, 1368 nt
Organism: Seminavis robusta
Lineage: Eukaryota; Bacillariophyta; Bacillariophyceae; Naviculales; Naviculaceae
Source: the annotation of a GenBank genome assembly